CUCGUGCUUCUCUCCGGUACAAUGGCGGCGGUUGCAGCGCCGUCCUUCGUGUUUUGUCGGGUUUUUGUCCGCGGAGCCGCAGCGGGAGAGUUAAUGAAGCUGUAAGGUGGAAACAGCAGCAGUUGGUGAACUCUGGGAAGAAGAGAAACGGUUUGAGGCUCCGCUGGAACCGCUCAGUAACUGUUAAAGGAAAGUUUGGAGAGAGAAAAGCUAGCAGAGAUGUGGAGACAGCAGGUCCAACAGCGACUGGACGCAGCGGAGCAGCAGAGACACGAAAUCCUGGAAGCUGCUUUCAGCCCCGAACAUCGGCUGCACACAUCAGACGUUCGCUCCUCUGCUGCGGUCAGAGAAGAUUCCCCGGAGGAGCCCCGCUCCGACUGGGACCCAGAACCUGUCCGGGUCAAGGAGGAGCAGGAGGAGCUUUGGGACAGUGUGGACAUGAAUGAGGAGAUGGAGAGCACCAGAAGAAGAGUGAAGAGUGAGGAUGAAGAUGAGGAGGAGGAGCAGGAGAAACCUCCGGUCUUACUGGGCGCUCUCCCUAGCAUCAGCUCAGUGAACCAGAUGAAGUCAGAAAGCGAUGAAGAGGAUGGAGGAGGAGGAACAUCCAGAAGGAUCCCAGAUCCCAACACCCCUGGAGACACUUCCAGCUCUUCAGACACUGAGGUCAGCGAGGAAGAUGAGGGUGAUGAGGAGAACCAUUCUGACGUUCCACUCAAGCCCUUGUCAGACUCUGAGGCUGAAACCGAAGGGAGUGAAGACGACUGUGAGGAGAGCGGCUUUCGCAAGGCGAAGGGGAGAACUCACAGCAAACCUUGGAGCUGCGCCGAGUGUGGAAAGCGGUUCGCCUCCAAGCGCUCCCUUCAGAGUCACAUGGCAAGUCAUUCACAACAAAGAUCUGACGGGAAGGAGGGGAAAUGUUUUAGUUGUGAUAUCUGUGGGAAAAGUUUCAAGAGAAAAAGUCACUUAAACCUGCACACAAUAAUCCACACAGGGGAGAAACCGUUUGGCUGCGACAUCUGCAAACAAAGAUUUGGUCGAAAGUCUCACUUGAACAGACACAUGACCAUCCACUCUGGGGAGAAACCCUUCCAGUGUGAGAAAUGUGGCAGAAAGUUUGCUAGUAAAUGCCGCCUCAACUCACACCAGAGAGUUCACUCUGACGAGAAACCAUUUGGCUGCGACUUGUGCGAGCAAAGAUUCAAGGACAAGUCGGCAGCGAACCGACAUAUGAAAGCCCACUCUGGAGAGGAACCAAUCAGAGAAAAGCAGUUUGGCUGCAACCAGUGCACUAAAAGGUUCACCAGUAAAAGUUGCUUGAAUUCACACCUGCGAAUCCACAGUGGAGAGAAACUGUUUGUUUGUGAUCUCUGUGGGCAGAAAUUCUUCUACAAAGCGAAUCUGAAGGCACACAUUCGGAUUCACACAGGGGAGAAACCCUACAGCUGUGACGUGUGUGGACAAGACUUCAGAUCCAAGUCACACCUAAACACCCACCAGAGAAUCCACACCGGAGAGAAGCCGCUCAACUGCGACGUCUGUGGACAGCGAUUCAGCCGCAAGUCACAUUUAACCAGACACAUGAAGGUCCACACAGGAGAGAAACCCUUUGGCUGCGUUCAGUGCAGCAAGAGGUUCACCAACAAAACCGACCUGACCUUCCACCUGAGAAUCCACACAGGGGAGAAACCGUAUGCCUGUGAUUUCUGCGGGAAGAGAUUCAUGGUCAAAUCGGCUGCAAACAAACACAUGAGAGUGCAUUCGGGAGUGAAGCCAUUUGGCUGCCAUCUUUGUGGGCAAAGAUUCACAGCGAAGCCCAGUGUGAAGAAACACAUGAUCAUCCAUACAGGGGAGAAACCCUUCUGCUGCAACGUCUGCGGGUAUCGGUUCAACCUCAAGACCAGUUUAGACAGGCACGUUAGGAUCCACACCGGAGAAAAACCGUUUGGUUGUGACAUUUGUGGGCGGCACUUUAACCGCAAAUCCACCUUAAAUACACACAUGAAGAUCCACAGAGAAGAGAAAGUUGCCUAGAAAGGUAACUAUGGAGGAACUUUGAGUUCACAACUAACCCAGUCAAUACACCUUACAGGUUUGUUUUGAAAUUGAUGUGGUUUGUGAACAGGAAUGGUAUUUGAUUCAUGGAAUCUGUUUGUGGACUUUACGGUUACACCUUUAAUGAAAGAUGGCGGAUCAUUUUAGUUGUUUCUUAGGUUAUUGAGGUUUAUCUUGGAAAAUACAAACUGUUUCAGCUGUAAUGUUUGUGGGAGAGAUUGGAUCUGGAAGAAAAAAACAAAGCCAAUAAACACUGAUCCUAGAGACCAGCUCCAUCUGACCCAGACAGAUUUAAAGGAUGCAGUUUCUCCUUUUAACCACAAGGGUGGAUUGAACAGAACCAGAACCAGGAAACAGUCUGGCCACUGGGUGGAUUGCCUCUAAGCACAGGAUUGAGUCAGUCAGUCACCAAUUAGAGCAUUUCAGUCCUUUGAUCAAAAUAAGCUGGUUUGAUUGUCACUGUAACAUGUCAGAAGGUCUAGUCAAAGGCCAGCCUCUAAAGCACCAGCUGCAGUAUGUUGUUACUGCCACAAAGAGGCUGAAGCCUUGUGUUCCUUUUGUCUGUAAAUAUUAGCUGUUAUUAGAAGCUCUUUGUAGUUUUCUAUUUAUUUUAAUAACCAGGCGAUUCGGAAAGGACCAUCAGCUCCAAAUGAAAACCUUCCAGUUUUCAAAUAAUCAGAAGUUUGACUGAAAUCUGAGCUGAUUACUGAUAUUUAUGUGACUCCAACCAGAAUCAUGGCUGGUUUCUGAUCUUCUGUUGCCCUCCUGUCCUGGUUCUGAUCCGGUUCUGAACCAGCCUGGUGCUCCAGAGUUCAGCAGGAGGCCAUGUUUAGUCACGGUUAGCUCACACUCACCAUGCUGGAACUUCGUCCUUCUCCUGGUAACAGAACCUCAGCGCGGUACCGGUUCUGGACUCAAACUGGUACCGACUCAUUUUGGCUAUUUUCUGUCCAUGUUUUAUGUUGAAAACAUAAAAUAAUCCAAAUGUUUUUGUCAGAUGAAAGUGUGAUUAGUAUUUGUCAGCUUGAGGUCCGAAUGAAUCCGUUUGAACUCCGUGGCUGUUGGUGCUGAAUGACGCAGCAGGUUAGACUCCAGAGACAGGAAGGAAACGAUGAUGUGUGGAAGAGUUAACUUCCUGUCAACGCUCUGCUGCUGCAGCUGCUGCUGCUGCUGCUGCUGGCUUUCAGAACCGGACCAGCUCCAUUUCUUGUCAGGUCUGGGUCUGAGUGUGUCAGGCCUCAUCUUGUAUAAAAAUGAACGUAAUGUUUACGUAAACUUUUGACCAGUACCAGCUUGGUACCAGUACCAGCUUGGAACCAGUACCAGCUUGGAACCAGUACCAGCUUGGAACCAGUACCAGCUUGGAAC
This is a messenger RNA of Poeciliopsis prolifica (blackstripe livebearer), 3420 nucleotides long. Its product is annotated as gastrula zinc finger protein XlCGF57.1-like. The coding region runs from base 220 to 2031 and encodes 603 amino acids. The record is from RefSeq and is a predicted model, not a curated record. The transcript has 2 exons. Lineage: Eukaryota; Metazoa; Chordata; Actinopteri; Cyprinodontiformes; Poeciliidae. Gene Ontology annotation, biological process: regulation of immune system process; negative regulation of transcription by RNA polymerase II; regulation of cytokine production.